This is a messenger RNA of Saccostrea cuccullata (small rock oyster), 1327 nucleotides long. RefSeq lists its product as uncharacterized. The coding region runs from base 342 to 1205 and encodes 287 amino acids. The transcript is spliced from 2 exons. NCBI's taxonomy places the organism in Eukaryota, Metazoa, Mollusca, Bivalvia, Ostreida, Ostreidae. The record is from RefSeq and is a predicted model, not a curated record. Gene Ontology annotation, biological process: negative regulation of translation; protein polyubiquitination; proteasome-mediated ubiquitin-dependent protein catabolic process. Gene Ontology annotation, molecular function: ubiquitin protein ligase activity; protein binding; translation repressor activity.
UGUUUAACUAUCAAAUUCAUAUUUUUCUCAUUCAAAAAUUAUAACCAAGGUUUAUUUUUCUGUGAUAGACCUGUAUUCAAAUGAGAUUUAAUAUCUCCUAGCUUUCGUGAAGGUUGAGGACAGUUACGAUAAAUCCAUUAUCUGAUUAAUUUAGUCUAUUUGUAUUUUAUGAAAUAAAUCUGGCAUUUUAAAAGGCAGUAUUUGCAUUUAAUAAGCUGUUUUAAUCUCCUUCUUCAUAAGGAAGUAUAAGCACGUGACAGGUAGAUAACACAGGUGUGUCACGUGAUCAGAAUCCAUACACAGGACAACCACACUUGCUGAACUGUCAGUUUCGAAAUCUAAUGAUGGACCCCUGUGCCCAGGAUAUGCCCUCUGCUCCAGUCAAACAGCUGCGUGAUGAACCAGAGAGUGUUACCACCAUAAACACUGGAUAUAGUCGUCGACUCCACAAUGUGGCCUGUCUUGGUGAUGUAGAGAUCUGGACAAGAGGAGAUGACAACACCAUGAAACUCUUCAGCAUCAAUCAGGGAUCACUACUCAAGUCAGUCACAACCAAGUCAGGGAACGUAUCAUGGGACAUAGCAGUGACAAAAAGUGGAGAUCUAGUUUAUACUGAUUACAGUGAUAGAACUAUGAACAUUGUGAAGAAUGAGAAGAUAGAGGAGGUGAUCAGACUACAGAACUGGAAACCUCAAGGUGUCUGUAGUACCUCCUCUGGUGACCUCCUGGUUAUCAUGGUCAGUGAUGAUAAAAAACAAUCAAAAGUUGUCCGUUACUCUGGCUCCACAGAGAAACAAACCAUUCAGUUUGAUGAUCAAGGUAAUCUUCUCUACUCAGCUGGUAGUCGUAGCAGACACAAAACUGAGAACAGGAACCUGGAUAUCUGUGUGACUGACAAUGAAGCUAAAGCAAUAGUGGUGGUCAAUCGAGCCGGGAAUCUGAGAUUCAGGUACACUGGACAUACUCCUGCUCCAAAGAACAAAUUAUUCGGUCCAAGAGGAAUUACCACAGACAGUCAGAGUCACAUCCUUACAGCUGAUUAUUACAAUGACUGUGUCCACAUCAUAGACCAGGAUGGACAGUUUCUCCGUUACAUAGAAUGUGGACUGAGUAAUCCAUUGGGACCGUGUACAGAUAAAAAUGACAAUUUGUUUGUACCUGAAUUGUGGAGCAGACAAGUGAAGAAAAUAAAAUAUCUGAAAUAAUAUACAGCACUAGUACUGUCUUGUACUCUAUAAAAUAAAAGAUGUAUGUUUUAUAACCGAUGUAACAAUUUGCUGCAUAAUAAAAUUUUGCAAUAAUACAUAUAUGAAUUGGGAAAUAAAAG